This is a messenger RNA of Aegilops tauschii subsp. strangulata, 828 nucleotides long. The record is from RefSeq and is a predicted model, not a curated record. NCBI's taxonomy places the organism in Eukaryota, Viridiplantae, Streptophyta, Magnoliopsida, Poales, Poaceae.
AUGGGGCCCGAAGGGCCCACAUCUGUGCCGGGCGGGCGCUGCCAGUCCACGCCGCCGCGCUCCCCUGCCGCCAAUGACGCCGCCGCCGCGCAGAGCCCGCCCCCGCCCGCAUCAGGAACCCCCGCCGCCGCGCAGGACCGCCGCCGCCUGAAAGCACCGCCCGGAGCUUCUCCGUCCCGUGCCGGAGGAACCCCGGAAGGGGAAGGGCCGGGGGCCGUCGCCGCCAGCGUUGCCCAGGCCAGGCCCGCGGAGGGCGCCAUCGACGGCGGUGGGGAGGUGGUGGAGAGAUGGGGAGCGCUCACGGGGAAGGGGGGAGGGGGGCAUGGCCGGUCGCCCGCGGGGGCGACGCGGUCGCGGUUUGGGGAGCGUGCGUGCGCUCGCGCAUUUCUAGCAAUGGAAGACGUUAAUACACAGAAUAGUGGCAGUGGCACGGCUCAGUCAUUUUUCUGUACAAGGCUGAGGCGUCCCGAGGUCGCGAGUUGCCGCCCCGACGACGCCGAUGACAUCGACGCCGUCAGGCUGCCGCCCCCGUCCGCCGUAUAUGUCGUCGCCGUCGCCCUGCCCCGGCCUCGCCGCACCCUGCCCCGACCCCUCGACGCGCCCUGCCCCGACCUCGCUGUCGCGCACGCCGAGCGCCCUGCCCCGACCUCGGCGUCGCUUGCCUGCAGUGUGAGCCCGCGCCGUUCCCCCUCCUCUCCCCUUCCGCCCACGUCCCAACGCCGCCGCGCGCCCGCCCCAAUGCCACCGCCCGCACCGACGCUGCCGCCCGCCCCGGCGCCGACGACGAAGCAGGCCCCCUGUUCAUAUGCAAAAAAUUUUUAUUCUUAG